UGGGUGCAGCUUAGUAACGUCACGCAUCAGCCCUCCAAGAACGCACAUCUGUGAAGAACUGCGUAAAUCUGCGUUACAAGAACACGAUCUAUAUGCCUGCAGUUUUGCACGUCCGUGAUGGCGGUGGUAGUUCAGCCUGAAGCCUCACCUUGCAGACUCGCGAUUGGUCCGUUAGGGCCACUUUUUUGCCAAUUCUGCGAUUUGGAUUGGCCGCUGAGCUGUGCGUGAGGUUUCCUUUAGGUAGGUUAGUGUGUCAGUGAAGAGAACAAUGAGCGACCAGGACGCUGUCGGCGGCAGUUUGAAGCAUUUUAACUUCAAGGCGGAAGACCAGAGCAGGAGUGAAGAAGCGCGUACAUUGCUCGUUUCCAUUCCUGAGGUGCUUGAACCCCAGUAUGGAAUGUACGUGUGGCCCUGUGCCGUGGUGCUUGCCCAGUACGUGUGGCAUCACAAGGGGGCGCUACAACAGAAGUCUGUGCUGGAGAUCGGUGCAGGGGUGAGCCUGCCUGGCGUGGUGGCAGGGAAGUGUGGGGCAAGGGUAAUCCUGUCAGACAGUGCAGAGCUGCCGGCGUGUCUGGAGAACUGCAGGCGAAGCUGUGAGGUGAACGGUCUGUGGGAUGUCCCUGUUGUGGGGCUAACCUGGGGACAGGUCUCUCCAGAUCUCCUGAUUCUCCCAGCACUGGACAUCAUCCUGGGAUCAGAUGUCUUCUAUGAACCUGAAGACUUUGAAGAUGUGCUGGUGACUGUUUUCUUCCUCUUAAGAAGGAACCCUCAUGCUCAGUUCUGGACAACCUAUCAGGAAAGAAGUGCUGAUUGGUCCAUCGAGGCCUUGCUGCACAAGUGGAGCUUGCAGUGCCUUCACAUUCCUUUGGAGUCUUUCCAGGCUAACAAGGAUUGCUUAGCGGGAUCCAAUCUGCCAGGCAGUCACACUGUGCACAUGAUAGUCAUAACCAUGAGGAAGCAGUCUGGGGACACAUAGCCGGAGCCUGGGGGAAAACACAGGCAAUCCGCUAUUUAAGACCAGCAGUCCAUACACUAAAAGAUGUACAGGGGUUGAAAACAAUAAAAUGCCAUACUAUUGUCGUUGGCAUUUUGGGUCAUGUGUCAUUUUAUUUUGGUAAUCUAAUAUAUAGGCAAUGUAGUGAACUCAAUGGUGUUUGUGCUUAAUACCAGUACUGCAAACACUCGUCCUAACCUCUGCAUUACAUGUCACUGCCAGGCAACCCUAGCUCAGUCGAGGCAUCUUACACUUAUUACUACUCCUACUACUACUACAAAAAAAAAAGUAAAACUCCACAAAAAGACA
Molecule: messenger RNA, 1303 nt
Organism: Polyodon spathula (Mississippi paddlefish)
Lineage: Eukaryota; Metazoa; Chordata; Actinopteri; Acipenseriformes; Polyodontidae
Gene: mettl23
Product: methyltransferase like 23
Exons: 5
Coding region: 269-976 (235 amino acids)
Cellular component (GO): nucleus; cytoplasm
Source: RefSeq, a predicted model, not a curated record